AUGGGCGGCAGCAUGGCAGCACCGUCAAGGUCCGCCAUCUUUUGGCUGGCGAUUAUGCUCUACCUGGGUGCAGCGCCGGCAAGAUCGGCGGCACAGCAGAGCAACAAUUUCUAUUUCGCGCAAUCGCAGGGCCGAUUUGUGCCAUCCUUCGAGAACCCCCGGAACGGAUUCUUCCCGUCGGCGCUCCAACGUCAGCAGCCUCCACCAGAUUCCUACCAGGAGCAGACGCUCUUCGUCAAUAGCAACAACGUGGACCGUGGCGCAGGCAACGGCAACGAUGGAGCUGGUUCGCGCGGCAUCACGCCUUCUUACUAUCAGUUCACCUACACGACCCCACGGAGUGCGGAUAUUUUCGAAAUAUCGCCGCGGCCGUUUUCCGCCACACCAUCCCCGAACGCCGGUUUCCAGUACUCGCGCAGUCCGCCGAGGAGCGACUUCUUCUCCAACGGACUCACGGCCAGUCGGAGUUUCCCGGCCACGAACCGUCAGCUAGCGUCGAGCUCACUCCGCAAGAGUCCCUUCAGCAGCUCGUCCAGCGGCUUUACGGAGCUUUCGACCACCGAACCGCCCCAGCGUCCUCCACCAGCAGCAACUUCUCCACCAUCCCCAUCAGAACCGGCGUCCGUGCGCGAUCGUCAGCUAUCGUACAUCUCGAACCGUGCGCGACCGUUCGCAAGCGAGGAUCAACAGCAGCAGCAACAGCAGCCUCCAACUCGAGCCUCGGCUUACCAGCGUCAGCAGUUGCCACGCAGCCCGGCGUCUGUGUCCGGCGGCACAAGGAACAGCUACUCCAGUUCUAGAUCCAAACCGACCGAUAGUGCACCGAGCGGACCUGGACGAUCUCCGGCUUCAAGCUCGUCCUCCGGACAGAACGGUACCUCGAAUGGUGGGCGCUUCGGAAGUAGCAGCGGCACGCAGAGCAGUCGAACGACUGCGCGACCGAAUCGCUAUCGAUCGAUUCCAACCACGACCGCAUCAACGACCACUGAGGCGGCCACAGAACGGACGACUACGGUAGAUAGUGCUGCCGUCCGGAAUCGUUUCAGCGGCAGGACACCGGCACCAAAUGCGUUCCGACAAACGUUCGAGGCAAAACGCGUCGCUCCAGUGAGCAGUGCUAUCGCACCGCGUGGAUCCUUCGCGAGCGCAAGCAAACCGAAAGCAACCACAACGACCACGACGACUACGACGACAACGGCGAAGGUGCCGGUCCUGUCACGUUUCAUCCACCAGCCGGCUAAGCCGAUCAUACCGAGCAUCAACAUCACGCACAACGGGUCCGCCAAGUCAGCUGAGGUGAUCUACGACUACGAUGACUACGAAGAGUCGAAAGAGUCGACCGGAUUCGAUGGCGCCAAGCAGCAGGAGAUCGGUAACCUUCAGCCGUCGGGACCCUUUGGGAAAAACAACUCAAUCGUGUUGUCGAGCGAAUCACACGAGAAAGCUCCCUCCGCUGGUACAGCAUCUAAUGCAGGUGUGAGAGGUCCUACGACCCCGACGGAUGGUGCCACGAAGAAUGAACUAGAUGACGUUCCGGAUGGGCGUUUAAACAACAUUAGUGAGAACGAGUACUACGACUCGGUGCGGGAACCAGAAACGGCUCCAGGCGAUGCAACAGGCGUUGAGGAUCACACGGUGAUCUUGACGGAUAACUUCUACCUGCCAAAUGGAGGCUCGGAGGAAACGUUCGAAGAGGAAGAGGAGGAACCGACGGGAUUGCAGCGGGAGAUCAACGGAACGGCCGAGCUGGGAGCUGAUCAACAGGAGAAGCUAUACGAUGAGGAGUACGUUUAUGAAGACGAAGAUACUAUCACGACAACGGUGCGCCCAACGGACCGGAAGACCGCACCAGUUCCAGCACCUCCAGCGACACAAGGCCAGCUGGACGAUGCCACUGAUAUGCUGCAGUUUUCAGACGAAGAUCUCAGAGAGGAUGAUCUUGCGGCAAAGCUGAGUGGCGUCCUAGGCACUAAGGAGACGUUACCCGAAGGUACACCGUCCACAUCCGCACCAACAAUCCGCACAGAGUCGACAACGGAAUCGAGCCUUUCGACAACGGAACGCGUAAUCAGUCCAAGUGAGGCGGAAGCCGCCACGAACGCCACCACGGAGAGCUGGGUUGUUGUGGCGUCGGUGCAGACGAGCCGUAGCGUUUCUGGAGCCCGUUUCCUGCCAUUCCCGCAGGUUGAGCAAGAAGAGAAGAAGCAACCACUGGCGGAACUUGAAUCGAAGGGCAGCAACGAAAGUGACGACCUGGAAGCUACGACGGCUAGCGGACUCAGCGAGGAUGGCGAAGGUGUGACGACUGUGGCCUCGCAGGAACCAGUCAUUGCCGUGACUGAUGAAGUGGAGUCCGUGACGACGGAGAAAACGCUGAUCGUACAGUCGACGGAGAGCAUCAUCGACAAGCUGGACCGAGUGCAGUCGGAGUUGUCAAGCGGCUUGUUUGCCGGGAAAUUCCCGGUGUUAAAGGAUCCAGCUGCAGAUGACCAGAAGGCGACUACAAGCUCGACCGCACUGCCACCGGUGGUCAUCAGGAAGUUCCAACCGAACGCGCGAGCGACGACUACGAAGAAACCACGGCCAGUGGUAACGACUACGGUGAAACCAACGACGCCGACCGACAGUUUAGUGAAGAAAAUCAAGUUCGAAACGAUCGACGACGUGUCGGCUCUACUACCGGCUGACUACAAGGCGAAGGCGGGCUUUAAGUUGAAGAAACCUAACACUACCAGCGAAACGGUGCCACCGACGAAGGACACUCCGCUUGAAGAGACGGCGAAACCCGAGCUGGCAGGACGAUACCGAAGUGCGAAUAUCAGUCGUUCGUACAAGAGCAACGUGCCGAUCCAGGAGCUGAGCUCGCUACUGCCGAAGGACUACAAGUUGAAUCACACCGAGGAAGACAUCAAGCACACGAACAAUCUGAAGGAGCUUAUCAGCAAGGUGAAGGUGAACGACAAGCCAAACCCCGCGUUGGACUUGCUGAAAAAGGCACAGAAAGUUGAUAUCAGUGCGUUCUUGCCGCCGGGUUACAAGGCCUCUGGCUCGGAGGUAAAGUCGGAAUCAACGACCACGAAGGCACAGGUGACGGUAGAGGAUGACGUGAGCAAGUUCCUUCCGCCAGGUUACAAAUCGUUUAAAACCACCAAGAAGCCCACGACUCCCGCCCCGGUGACUAUCCGAGAUGAUAUCAGUAAGCUGCUUCCGCCCGGUUACAAGCUUCCGAAGGGAUCUGCUACUGUGGACAGUACCUCGGAACGUCCCAAAGUGUUGUUCAACGACGACAUCAGUAAGUUCUUGCCUCCGGGAUACAAAGCGCCCGCUGACGAUGACUCCAAACCGGAGCCGGAAGUGAUCGAUCCAACAAGCCUGUUGAAGAAGAUCCAGUUCAAGGACGUAUCUGCGCUGUUGCCUCCAGGCUUCAGCGCGAACAAGACUGAAGAACAAGUGAGCACGGUCGCAACGGCCUCAGCACCUGGUGGUAGUGGAUUCAAGGUGGUUUUCCCAAGCCGACCAGGAGCGAAGAAACCGCUUCCUGGAGGUGCUGGUGCGGUCCGCGUGACAACACCCAAACCACUGCAUGCCGAGGGUCCAGGUGUUCCGGAGAUCCACAUCCGCAAGGGACCACCGACUCGGGCGACGACCGAGUUCACCGGCUGGCCGACACCGUCGACAACACCACUCUCGAUCGAGAAGCUGCUGGAGCAGCAGAAGCAACAGGAACUGCUCGAGAAGCUGCUCGCGCAAUCCAGCAGCACCUCUACGUCGACGACGACAACGACAACGACGACGACCACCACCACGACACCGAGACCAACGGAACCGGGCCUGUGCCACUCGGAGUGUGAUCUAGCCGGCACGAUACGUAUCGUCGACGGAGUCAAGUGGGUCCCGGAGUUGCUGGACCACAACACGGCUGAGUGGAAGAAGCUGGCACGCGAGGUGGAGACGGAACUGAACGAGGUGUACAGCAAGGCGAAGAACCUGAGCAGCUGGUACAAGAAGGUGCGCAUCGAUAGCUUCAAUAAGGGCAGCGUGCUGGUCGACUACUUUGUCGAGCUUUCGGAUCUGUCACGUGACGUCAACACACUCGAAAUCCGCAAGAUGUUCCACGAGGCGCUGGUGCCGGUACCAGAGGCGACCACAACAACCACAACACCGGCGACAAACGAGGACGAUUACGACGACGAGAGCGAGAUGCCUAGGGAGAAAGUUCAGCGGGAAAACUUGCAAGCUCCGGUGCCACGCGUUAAGGAAGUUUUCCAACUGGGGAAGUUCCGGGUCGAUCCUGUGUACACCGAUUUCACAGUCAUCCCAAAACCGAUUAUUGCAACGGGUCCGGUUAUCGAGGACGAUCUGUUCCUGCCUCAGUGGGCUAUCGCUGUUAUCGUGAUCGGUCUAGCAUCGUUGUUGUUCGUUAUUUUGUUCGGUGUAACAGUGCUUAUCAACCGUCAGAAGGCCUCCAAAAAGAAAGCCCCGACACCGCUCACCGCGGACAUGCUGAACGAAUUGAACAAGAACCACAUGGGAGGAAUCGAAAACUUCGGCUCCGAGGAUCUGUACAACCUGGACGAUGCAUGGGACGAUCGUAUGCACGACGUGAAGCCAAAGCGGUUCUCCAACUCGAUGCAUGGCAGCAGUGCCUCCAACAUCUACGAUAGUUGGCGAUCGCAGCGGCAUCCGGAGAACUACUUUUAUGAUGACUACGGAUUGAAGGGAUCGCAUUAUCCGCCGAGUGGCCACCACCAUCGGUUACACGAUCCGGCGUUUAUGAUGCACGAGCCGCCACCACCGGUGAUGGCGAUGUACCCGCCGUACCAUCACGCACCACCACCGCCUAACAGUCAUCACUUCAGCAACAGCUCGCGGCGAUACUACCGGGACUACGAUCCGAACUUCUGA
This is a messenger RNA of Anopheles nili, 4905 nucleotides long. RefSeq names its product serine-rich adhesin for platelets. The transcript is spliced from 9 exons. Bases 1 to 4905 code for a protein of 1634 amino acids. NCBI's taxonomy places the organism in Eukaryota, Metazoa, Arthropoda, Insecta, Diptera, Culicidae. The record is from RefSeq and is a predicted model, not a curated record.